CAAAAAAAAAUAUUUUGGUACAAUAUAAAAUUGUAACAGUCUUGUUUGAUUAAAAAAUGCAACUAAAACGACAUGUCGUGUUCAAUUUUAUCGUAAUUGUCUAAAUAGUCUAAUUAAUUAAUUAUUCUCGCUCCUUUUUUUACAAAGGGUGGGGGGUUGAUAUUUCGAACCUAACCUCACUUUGUGCAAACUAAACAACGGUCUUUUUGCGCGUAAUUUCUUCAAUGUGAUCACUUUUUAUCCCAUAUUCAUUCAAAAUGAAUGACAAUUUCAUUUCUGAGUUGGAAUCAGCCGCUGCUAUCGUCAUGGCGCCCCCAAAUCUUAUCAGCAACGAACAACGACACAAUGCCGAAGCAAUUUUUAUAAAUUUUCGCAAAUGUAAAACUCCUUUCGUUAUUUGUCGUGAAAUUUUGGACAAGAGCCAAGUUCAUUAUGUUCUUUUUGAAGCAGCUGAAACUAUCAAAAGUGCCCUUAUUAGAGAGUGGUCGUUCUUGUCCGACUCGGAUAAAUACUCGUUACGGCAAUACUUGAUGCAUUAUAUUUCCACGAAACAAGUGCCCCCUUUCGUCCGAGACAGGAUCAUCCAAGUCAUCGCAAUUAUGGUCAAAAGGGCUAGUGUGGACGAUGGGGGGCGCGAGAGAGGCACGAUUUUGCAAGAAGUCGAAAGUAUAAUUCUCAACGCGGAACCGGAAAAAAAAAUUUUGGGUUUCAACAUCAUCGCAAACCUGAUGCAAGAAUACGCAAGCACGGUGAAGUCAACCGAUGUGGGGUUGCCCUGGGAAGUGCACUUCAAAGCCAAAAAACAAUUCGAGUCAACUGACUUGAAACGAAUUUUUCAAUUUUGUGUCCAAUUGUUGUCUGAAGUUGUGAAAAAUGACCCCCCGUAUCCUGACAAUGUGUUAGAAUUGACGAGGCAUAUUUUAAAGGUUACUGAAAGUGUUCUUACGUGGGGGUACAUGUCGCCACUCUUUCCAAAACGAUUAAUCGGCAUCUACGAGUCUGUUUAUGAGGCUGACCAUGCCCCAUCGUUGAAAUUAUCCGAUAAUUGGAGUGAACUUAUUUUGUCACCGCAAUUGUUACCCCUCAUGUUUCAAAUUUUUUGGAAAGUGAGAGAAUACGACGAGUUGUCUCAUCAUGCGUUAACCUGUCUUGUACAGUUGGCUUCUUUGAAUGGAGGAGUCCUGUCGUCAGACUCCGUCAGAUUGGAAUACUUGAAGUCUUAUAUGGUUAAUUUUACAAAUCUCGUGUCUAGUAUAACAAUAAGAAACAAAGAAUCGCUCGGCAUAUCCAACAUCGUCAAGAAACUAAUCCUUUUUUUCAUCGGCGACAUUCAGAAAUUAACAUCGCAACUCCAAGACUCGUAUUUAGAUGAACUGACACGUUUGACGUGCUCGUUUUGCAAAGGUGCAGCUCUAGAAGAUACGUCUUCCGAUGAAGAAAAAUACUACAACGAUUCGUUCGAUAAUAUGAUGGAAGCCUGGACAAACAUCCUGCAAGAAUAUGGGGCAAAUACAAAUGGAAGCAUUCAGGAAUGUGCAACGCAAAUUUUUAACACUUACAUUCAGUAUCAUUUGGGACCACCAGAUGGCGCUCGACAAAAUCACGAUGUCCAAGAAAUCGAAGACAACGAAGAUAUUGACAGGAUCUCAUUCAAGGAUCAGUUGCAGACGAUUGGGAUGUUUGGGAGGAUCGUACCGGGAUACGCGUUGCCCAUUAUUUACAAACUCCUGGAAAUCAACAUCGAGAAACUAAAGAUGAGUUUACAACUGAUGGAAUCCCGCGCAAUGAAUGUGAACGAAUCAUGCAACUUGGACAACCUCUUCGAGGACAUCCAUUGGGUGAUUCUGAUCGCCGGUCAUAUCCUCUGCAUGGACAGCGACGGCGAAACGCCAAUGAUCCCCUCCGAAAUGAUGCAAUACUCCAUCGAACAACUACGUCAAAAUAACAGUACUCUCGAAUCAAGUCUCACUGUCUUGGCUUCAGUCCACCAAAUAGGCAAUGUGCCGACGGAUGUCGACCGCUGCGACCACAUCAUACGCAUCGUUUCAGACAUUUUGAAACUAUGUGUGGUGGAAAAUUCAGCGGCUGAAGCGAAAUUGGGACAUUUUAUGAGUCCGGAAGUGAGUUCUACCAUCAUGUGGUUUUUGAAACGGUGGUGCUUGUCGUAUCUUUUGCCGGUGGAGAAUUAUUAUCAAGAGAUCAGUCCGGUUUUGAUCGGGGCUGUUGGGAAAGAUACAGAAGGGGCGAUUUUUGUCGUGAAUUUUAUUCUGGAUAAGAUUUAUUCCAAUAUUUGUCAUUUCAACUCGGAGCCGAUUUUGUUGAGGGAUACAGUGGAUUUGCUCACGGCGCUUGUUUGCAUCAAACAAAAACAGUCCUUAUGCAUUGUCAAGAGCAAAAGCCUUUGGAACCUCAUAACUCUGCAAGAGAAACUCACCCCUGGCGGCCUCCCCUCCACCAUUCGUCGCGAACUCUUCAAAAGUUUUAUCCUAGCAGGUGUCGCGCUCCGCGACAUGCAAGAACUCAACGGCUACUUUGACCAAAUCCUGCGCCCUCUUCACACCCGUUUCGAUCGUUUCAUCAACCAGGAGGAAAACUUUCGUGCCAAUUACCACAAAGAGGAAGUCCAAAAGGAAAUCAUCGACAUUUUGGAAAGCUUCAUCGGAAUUGCCAAAGGCUCGCACAUGUCUACCGUUCAAAUCCUCUUCCAAUUUCUGGCGCCUAGAUUGGCAGAACUGCCGAAAAUUCUCACGUUUUACAACAAUUAUCAAGUCAUCGUACAACUGAUUUUGGAGUUGUUUGGGCAGUGUGCUAAAAACAUGUUGUGUUAUUUGUGUCAACUUGAUAGUAAGAAGUUGUACGAAAGUACGUUGGCAACAGUGCAAGCCUAUGCCAAAUGUAAUGGGAACAAGUUUAGUGGGGAGAGUUUAGCAGAAGAGAAUAGUUUUCAAGAUUUGGCCUUGAUUUUAGAUCUGUUGACUUUUAUCCUAUCAAAAGAUUGCAUCGAUUUGUGUCCCAAUGACGAGGAAGUGGUCACAGUGACAGCGUCCGAUGUUUCUUUGUUUGGUUUGAAUUUUAUAAUGCCUUUGAUGACUAUAGAUUUGCUCAAAUAUCCAAGUCUUUGUUCGCAAUAUUACAGAUUGUUGGUUUUGAUCAAUGAUAUUUAUCCGGAGAAGAUUUGCAAUCUCUCUCCGACUUUGUUUCAACAGUUGUUGAGUUCAAUCGAGUUGGGUUUGACUCAAUUCGGUUCAGAUAUAGCCCAAGCGUGUCUCGAUUUUAUCCAAGGAAUGACUUGGUACUUUUUCAGGAAUUCUCUUCAGCAAAGUCCGAUUUGUCAAGCGAUGAAACCCUUCUUAAAACUGCUACUUGAUCUCACUUUAUCGCAUCAAAUCAAUUCGGAUUUGAUGAGUUCGGCCAGUACUUGUAUCUACGCUCUGAUUUGUUGCUACGAGGAAGAGUAUACGAUUUUAGUCGAUAGUUUGAUUAAAUCGCAAACGGAUCCGUUAAUUGCGGAUAGAUUAGCAGCAGCGUUUCAUAAUUUGACAUUAAAUGUCGCCAUGAAUGGUGGAAGACAACCCAAGUUGAAAUUUAGAGAUAAUUUCGAUAAGUUCAUCGCAAAUGUUCAAGGAUUCUUGCUGGUGAAAUAGCUGAGAGUUGAAUUGUGUGAUGUUCAUUUUAGCGUUGGGUCAAGUGAUUCGAUGAUGAUUUUGAUUUUAGAAAAAAAUUUAGUUUACUGAUGGUUCUUCCCAUCUUGUAACGAAUAUUUUCUGGUUUGUGACGUCUUGUACUGUUGGCUGAUUGAUUAACUUACAAAAACUUGUAACUAUAUUUUUAUACAUUGUAACCAUGUCCAUGUUAUGCACUUUAUAAACGCAAUAAUAAAUUACAUCAGUUUUGUAUUAUUA
Messenger RNA from Tribolium madens (black flour beetle), 3902 nucleotides. RefSeq names its product exportin-4-like. Gene Ontology annotation, molecular function: nuclear export signal receptor activity. Gene Ontology annotation, biological process: protein export from nucleus. The record is from RefSeq and is a predicted model, not a curated record. The transcript is spliced from 9 exons. Lineage: Eukaryota; Metazoa; Arthropoda; Insecta; Coleoptera; Tenebrionidae. Gene Ontology annotation, cellular component: nuclear pore; cytoplasm. The coding region runs from base 258 to 3644 and encodes 1128 amino acids.